This is a messenger RNA of Mytilus californianus (California mussel), 3751 nucleotides long. RefSeq names its product GATOR complex protein WDR59-like. Gene Ontology annotation, molecular function: protein binding. The transcript is spliced from 27 exons. The coding region runs from base 45 to 3044 and encodes 999 amino acids. The record is from RefSeq and is a predicted model, not a curated record. Lineage: Eukaryota; Metazoa; Mollusca; Bivalvia; Mytilida; Mytilidae.
AUUCUCUUCGUCUCUAUCCCCGUACUGAUGGAGAUCCGUGAAAAAUGUCACAAUGGAGUGGCGAACAGUCAGUUGCAGAAUAUGGGGAUUUGCAGGCAAGUGCAAUGGCAGUGGACUGCACUGGACAAUUUGCUGUCUUGGCUGGCCGUAAAGUGAUGACCUUGGUAGAUUUAGACAAUCCAACUGAUAGAGUAACAAAAUUGACAAGACAAAGUAAAUUUGAUAUAAGUUGUGUACAGUGGCACCCCUAUCCUGUUUGUGGAGACCUAUUUGCUACAGCUUGUAACCAGAGAUUAGAUUUAUUUUCUUGGACGAGUUAUGGAAAUAUCAAUCAGAAAUGUUCUAUGAGAGGACACUCCAGAACUGUCAGUGAUUUAGAUUGGUCUCCUUUUGAUGUUAACAUAAUUGCUUCCUGUUCUGUGGACUCUUACACACAUUUGUGGGAUAUCAGGGAUCCAAAGAAACCAGCAAAUUCAUUUCAGACAGUAGCUGGAGCAUCUCAAGUGAAAUGGAACAAAGUGACUAAUAACUUAUUUGCUACAACACAUGAAGGAGAUGUAAGGCUGUGGGAUCCAAGAAAGGGAAGUUCACCACUUCAAUAUAUAGCUGCUCAUUUAUCAAAGAUCCAUGGUUUAGACUGGAGUCCAGAAAGUGAGACAAACUUUGCAACCUCAAGCCAGGAUGGUACUGUCAAAUUUUGGGAUUCUUCCAACCCUCGUCAGAGUAAAGGUGUCAUUACAUCAGGUUCACCGGUAUGGAGAGCUAGGUACACACCAUUUGGACAUGGACUAAUAACAGCUGUUGUCCCCCAACUAAGAAGAGGAGAAAACUCUCUAUAUUUGUGGAAUUUUGAAAAUUAUGUAGCACCAGUACAUCAGUUUGUCGGACAUCAAGAUGUUAUUUUAGAAUUUGAAUGGAGAAAACAAGCAGAAGGUCUCAAGGACUAUCAUCUUGUCACAUGGUCCAAAGAUCAAAGUUUAAGGAUAUGGAAAAUAGACCAACACUUACAAAAGUUAUGUGGUCAAGAUGUUGGUGAUAUUAGUGAUUCUUCAGAAAGUGAAAGCACAUCAUUACCCUACGACACCAAUGGAUCCAGUCCUCCAAAAGACCAAGAACAUGAUUUUCAGAGACAGAUGUCAGCUAGUCCUGAAGUAUACCCUGGUCAGAAGCCCCGAACUUUAGAACAGGAGUUUUUGAUGGUCAAUGUAGCUAUAGAUAAUGUUAGAGUAGAUGAGCUGGAUGUAAAUACCAGAACCUGUAAAGUAACCGGGAUGAUUGGGAAUAACAGUCUAAAGCUUAUGAUAACAUUUCCUCAUCAUUAUCCCAUCCAUGGCGUGCCUUUAUUUGAAUUCACAGACAUAUUGGUUGAUAACAAUGUCAUGCUGAGACUGUUGAAGGUGUUGAAGGAUACAGCAAAUAGACAUGCCAGAAGGAAUUGUCUAGAACCAUUACUGAGACAGUUUUCUACAACACUAGAUUCAUUGUCAUUUCAGACAGAAGAAAGGAUAACACCAGAUACAGAAAAUUUACCUGCAUUUUCUCCUUUCUAUUUACCUUAUGCCCGAGGAGAUAUACCUUAUGUUAAGUUUGGAUCCAGACAGGAUUCUCAUAUUCCAUUUCCUAGAACUAGUGGUGCAAGAUUUUGUUCUGCAGGUCAUUUAGUUAUAUUUGGAAGAUCAAAAGAAGCACAGAAAGGAUCAGAUUAUACACCAAAGGCAAUGUCUGACUUGAACAGCUUAGUUCAGAAAAACAAAUUACGUCCACAUCAGACAGUUCCCUUCAACUUUGCUACAUAUUCCCGCAGUCCUCCAACAGCUCAACCUGACAUAACUAUCGCUACAUAUUACUAUAAUGUCAAAAGUGGUCCAAAGAAGAACAGAGCACCAGGAAAGAGGUUCAGUACUGAUGUAAGAGACACAGAAACCAAGAAACCAAAUAUUGCUCCCGUUAAAAUAUAUGACAGUAGUAGACUUUUAGCAUUGCAUAAAAUUUUGGGAGAACAUUACAUAAUAAACAAGUCAGAUAUAUCUACAAUGUGUAAACACAAUACCAGUGUUGCUGCCACUGUUGGCAGAAAAGAUCUUGUUCAGCUGUGGUCAUUGGUGGCAUUAACUGCUGAUAAACGACUUCAAUCAUCUGAAGAUCCAGAUGAAGGUCCACCCUGGGGUCGACAUCCUUUUGGUAGAAAUUUAAUGCAAUCAUUAAUGGAAUAUUAUAUAAAACUGAGAGAUGUGCAGACUUUAGCAAUGUUAUGUUGUGUGUUCUGGAAUGGUCAGGAACUGAUGGCGCCACCUCCACCCAAACCACAGCAGUCAAUAUCAGUAGAAUAUUCAACACCACCAAAUUACAACCCAUAUCAUACGGUAUCUUCCAUGUCAAACCUUGUGAAGGGCUUGCAGACUCUUCCUGUUGCCAACAAGCUAGCUGAUAUUGUUAGCCUGCUAUCACCACCUCUCUCAGAAGUCUCAUCACACCCUAACCUUCCUGAGUUAAUACAACCAACCAACCAAGGCGUGAUGAAACUAAAAAGGUCAAACAGUUAUUCUGGAUUUGAAAUUGACACCAUUGAUAAUGAUUUCAAAUUAGAAGAAGAGGAGGAUAUUAAAGAAAGACAAGAUCAACUAGAUAAGACAGCUCAUGAGAAUUAUUGCAGAAUGUUAGAUCCUGUUGACAAGAACAAGUAUGAUGAAUACUUGAGAUGUUAUGCCAACAUACUUGACUGCUGGGGUUUAAAGAACCAAAGUAGAGAAGUGAUGAAAUUUGUUUCAAAUGCUCCACCAGAACACAGAGGAAUUGAAUUCAGUGUGUAUUGCUACAAAUGUAACCAGCCAGUCCGUGGAGCACAAUGUCUAUCAUGUAAAUACCCAGCAUUCAAUUGUGCAAUAUGUCAUCUAGGGGUCAAAGGUUUAUCAAACUUUUGUCUUGCUUGUGGACAUGGUGGUCAUACUGCCCACUUAACAGAGUGGUUUAAAGUGGAAAAUGAAUGUCCAACAGGAUGUGGAUGUCAGUGCUUAAAAGCCAAAAUACAUAUAAGUUUACAGUAGAUAACAUGGAUUUGUUAAGAAGUUUCCUAUCAUGGAUAAUCCUUAAUCCGAGGAUGGAUAUGACGGAAAUGAUACAAAUAGGUUUACUUCAAUCUUGUCGAUUUUAGAGAAGUUAAAUAUGAAGGCCAUUUUUAUUUUGAGGAUUGAUGGAAAAGGAUAAUGACCAAUGGCUAUUUUUAUUUUGAGGAAUGAUGGAAAAGGAAAAUGACCAAUGGCCAUUUUUAUUUUGAGGAUUGAUGGAAAAGGAAAAUGACCAAUAAGUUUACAGUAUUAUAUCAUGAAUCUGUAUGGAAGUUACAUGUAUUAUUUAACUGUUUUGAAGAUGGAUUAGAAAGUUGUGUGUCUUACAUGGUCAACAGAGUGCAAGUAUUGUGAGUCAUUGAAAGAGUUUGUAUUGCAUUAAAUAUUGCUUAUUAAUUCACUUAUUCACUUGAAAAAUAUUUGACACAGUCAUUUUUCAAAUCAGUCAUACAACAGGUAAUACUUAUCAGUAUUAUAAGAGAAGAAUUAGUCACAAGAAGGUAACAAAAAAGUCCUCAGUUGAUGGUAUGAAUGUGAGGUCUAAAGUAGACAGAUGUUAUGUUAGUAUGUCCUGAGUUAAUGGUAUGAAUGUGAGGUUGCAAGAAUGAUUGUACUUAAGAUGUCAUGUAAUGUAAUACCAUUGUCUUUCAAAGUUGUUUGUUGUAAUAAAUGAUAUUUGUUAUUAA